AUGACAAACAUCUGCCAGCAGAUCGCCAGAUCUCUUCUCAUGAGAUGUCUGGGAAUGAUGGAAGGCGAAGCAUCUACCAGGGAAUGUGAUGAUUAUAUGACAAUUGGAGAAACUUUGGCAAGAAAUGCCGCAGGAGACCAUCCGGGAGCUUUAUCAGUCUAUGCCACGCCGUGUGGCAGCUUGCAUCCAGCUCUCCCUGCUCCAUCUUCCGUAACAGUUAUAGCAGAGACAGCAUCAAGUCUUGAAGUAAAAUGGACAAUGGAUCCGAGGGGAAGGAUGAAAACUAAAGGUUUCGUGAUACGCCACAAGCGUGAAUAUGGGCAGUGGGAAGAAACUAAAACAUCCUCCAAAGCGAACUCUUUUACCCUGCAGAAUCUACAGUGUGGCACCAAAUAUUAUGUUUAUGUAGCAGCUAUAGGAAAAAACGGAGAGGGAGAACCUAGUGAAGUAGUUACAGCUAAAACUGAAGGAAGUGCUCCAAUUGCUCCGCAUAAGGAUUCAUUUAUUGUGGCCAAUUCUACAUCACUCACAGUGAACCUGAGAACAUGGGAAGAUGGUGGAUGUGGCAUUAAAUCAUUUGUGGUGCGUUAUAAGCGGCUCCAUACUACAGAUUGGAGGAUGGCAGCCAGUUCCAGCAGUCAACAGCAAGAAAAAGUCAUCAUCAGGGACCUCAGUCCAGGUACAUGGUACAGCAUUCGUGUGACCGCUCACAAUGUAGCUGGAUCUACAGUAGCAGAAUACGAAAUAGCUACCCUUACUCUAGAUGGAGGUACCGUUGCUCCCAUUUUAGUGCUUGAAAGCAGAGAAUCCAUCAACAUUUGGGAAGAUGUGAAUAUUAUAGUUCCUAUUGUAGCGGCUAUUAUUGCUCUUACUGUCGUCAUAGGAGUUGCCGUAUGCGUCUGUGUCAAAAAACGACACGGAGGAGAUGAUUAUUACGAAAGACGUGGUGGUAACUCCAACACAGCACCUCUGAUGCCAAAUCAACCAGUGAAGAAAUCAACAGAUAGUAAUAACGCUCCUAUUCGUGAAACUUCAAUGUACCAAACAUGUGGUCCUAAAACUACUUUACCCACUGGAAAUCAAGAUCAAACAUCAGUGGCGGAACAAGGACAUUACUACGAGGAUGACAUCGCCCCAUACGCUACGUUCCGCCUUCCAGGAUGCGAGUCGGACACCGAGAGUUCGCAUGGAACAGUCCGAGAGCUUCAGACUUUCGGACACCAACAGUACAUCAGAAGAUCUUACCCGGACCACUCAACGGCUCAUCUACAAGAGCAACUUAUACUAAGACAGGAAGUCGAUCGAUAUCAAAAAAUUGUCGAGUGUCCAACCUAUGACGAGAACUGUCAAUCCUUCCGUCCGUCCAUUGGUGUAUAUAGUGAACCCAAGUUUCCAACAGAAAGAGAAGACUGUGAGGAAGAAGAAAGCAACCGAGAGAAAAGGCGACAACAUAAAGAACUCUUACAGAGAUGGAUGUGCCUCAUUGAACCUUACUGGACAGGGGAGACCAUCGAAAGUGACGUCGAUGCUGAAUUCGAAGGGUCAGAUCUCGUUGAGGGUCUCCUCCUAAAGCAAGAAAUGUCUGAGGCUGAAUGCGACUGGGACAGAAACGAAUGUUACUGAUGCUGACGUAUCACAUCAGCAUUGGAAUAAUUAGCCAGCUAACUCCAGCAUUCGUAAGCUGAGUGAAAAGAGAUCCAAAUCCGAGCUACAACAGGAAAGAAUGUGAAACCGGUGCUGAAAUAUGCCAAAAAUGACUUGAAAAGUUCGAGCAAGAACAACAAAACAAACUAUUUCAUAAGAAUUAAAACGCGCAAUACCAGGAAUGAAAACUUCUUCGUGACGCAAUUUUUUCGCAAACAGUACGAUUAGAAAGUACUUCUGGUGAUUCAAUUGAAAAACAAAAUCUACAACAACUCUGGGUAUUGCAAAAAAAAAUGUUUUAUAUUUUUAAUUCAAAUAAGUUACAAAAAUAGAAAUUAUUUUAAUUUGCUGAGUUGAUUUCCUCAAAAUAAAAUGUUGGCGGUGUUGUAUAAAGUAUGUUUAGGUAUUUUAUAAAAAGAGAAUUUAUUACAGUGUUCUACAAGUUCUGCAAUUAAAUCUAAAUGCAGAUGAUUGAAUAAUUAGAAUUAAUUUCCCUGACUGAGCGUUGAUAAAUUGAUUCCAGUCAUAAAAACUAUUAAAAAAUGCUGCAGAUAAUUAAAGAAUAAAUUUUGGACUAAAACAUACUUUGAGCUGUAAUGUUUUAAUUAUAAUGUUCACUUUAAACAAUUUAAACAGAGUUCAGUAAAAAGAAUGUGUUGUACUGAAGACAUUUACGUUGAGAUGUGUCUUUCAAACGCGCCACGAGUUUGAAUGUAGCGAAAAACUGUCUUUUGUUCCUGGUCAAUUGCGCAUCUUGGGUAACUGAGAACAGUUAAACUGGACAUGAUUCUUUUGAAAGUAAAGGGAAACUAACUUUUUGGACACUCCCUGAAAUCGACAUGCCGAUAUUUGUUUCAGAAUCUGUCGAUUACUUCGACGAGAUUCGAUACUACUGUGAUUAUUAUGCUAUCAUUAAAUUUGAAUUCAUGUAUAUCAAAGACGGGAUUAUGUGCUGUGUAAAUAAAUACGUUUACUUAUUGUUAACAGUUUAAUAUAAAAAUGUUGUAACUGUUGCUAUCUCUGUGUGAGAAGAUGAAUAAACCCUCCAAUGGUCGAUGACUGGAUCAAGAAA
Stegodyphus dumicola is the source of this 2716-nucleotide messenger RNA. RefSeq names its product cell adhesion molecule Dscam1-like. The record is from RefSeq and is a predicted model, not a curated record. NCBI's taxonomy places the organism in Eukaryota, Metazoa, Arthropoda, Arachnida, Araneae, Eresidae. Gene Ontology annotation, biological process: brain development; axon guidance; cell-cell adhesion. Gene Ontology annotation, molecular function: cell-cell adhesion mediator activity. Gene Ontology annotation, cellular component: axon; plasma membrane.